This is a messenger RNA of Pieris napi, 967 nucleotides long. RefSeq lists its product as uncharacterized. The record is from RefSeq and is a predicted model, not a curated record. Lineage: Eukaryota; Metazoa; Arthropoda; Insecta; Lepidoptera; Pieridae. The coding region runs from base 190 to 948 and encodes 252 amino acids. The transcript is spliced from 2 exons.
GCAUAGGAAGCGCACACGGACCAAAACUAAGGAGCGAAACUUCUCAUAUGGUAAGCCAGCCGCCAUUCAACCGAACAAUCGUUCAGUGUUCAACAGACAUCAUACUGAGUGGACGCCAAGAUACGCCAAAGUCGUAUAUUAGUUCUGUGCUCAGCUUUCUAUUCAUACCUUUCCUUAAAAGGCAAGAGAAUGUCGAAGCCAUCUGUUACAAACUUUAGUAAGAGAACAGGGAGCCCCUUUCAGAAGAUGGAUCAAGAAAAAGACGAACAGAACGAAGAAGUCCUACACAAAACAAAUUAUGAAAAGCAAAAGGAAAAAAGUGAAGAGUUAGUUCUAAAAGCUAGUAAGGAAGCAGCUGAAUACCAUUCGAAUAAACCUAGUUCUGGUGUGUUCCCUGAAGUAGCGACUCAUGGUGCUUUUACAACUAAGAAGGUCGAGACGGAAAAACCUAUAGAAAAUCAACCACUUUCAAAGAGUAAUAAUGGGAACUCAAAACCACUCCUAGGAUUCCCUUCAUCAGCCAACGACUUAGCACUGGAAGCAAAAAAGGAUCUAGAAUCUGAUCCAAAUAUAUCCACAGAAGUCAGAGAAAAAGUAAUUGACAAAUUGUUUACUUUAGUAUCAAUGGUGCAACACAGCUACGAGUCAAAAGUCAGAAUCAUGACUGAAUUUGAAAGAUUCAAGGACACCCAUCUCAAAAAUGACAACGACGAAAACGAACAGUUAGAACAACUGCGAAGUGAGUUAGAUUUACUGCGGAAUAAGAAGAAAGAUAGUGAUGUAAAAUUUUCUUCUUCGAGGGAUUGUCAAUCUGGUACGGUCAGACAGGCGUUGGAGCGCGGGGCCCCUAAAUUCGCGGGGCCCGUAGCAUUUGCUACUCUUGCUACGUGGCUAAUCCGGCACUGGAUAACAGUGAUUCCUAAAUCGAAUACUAAUGAUGUUAUUUAGAAUAAAUCAAUUGUAAGCU